GAAAGAAAGAAGGGUGUGGACGCGCGGUCGAAGUUUGGCGACCGCGGAAAAGAAGUCGCCGCCGCCGUCGUAUUUUUUAGGUGACAUGAAGAUCUACUUUCCUCCAGUCGCGUAUUGAUCCGAAGACAUGGCGACGCUGAGCGGGUUGUGUGUGCUACUACUAGCGGCGCUGAGCCGAGCCGUGGCCGGAGAUAAUGUGACGCCGGUCUACUUCACGGAUGGCGACGUGCUAACGUUGAACGUCACGCGCUCCGAUACCAAGCCGAUCCAAAACAUCCUGUGGAAGUUUAACGGAAACCUGCUGGCCGAGAGGGUCCAGAACAAGGCCCCCCUGGAGCUGUUCGGCACCUUUAUUGGGCGCACCGACCUGAGCAUUGCGGACGCGCGCCUGGUCGUCCGCAACAUGUCUAAGGCGGACACGGGCGCGUAUUCGGUGGAGAUAAACAGCAAAGUGCACGCGCAGAGCUACGACGCGAAGUGGAUCAAGGUGCUCCGCCAGCCCGAGGUGGUGAUGCGACCGUUGACGUGCUCGCCGGUUUCGGAGAGUUGCACCCUGAGCUGUGAGGCGGACACCACAGAGGCGGGGCCCGUCACCCACAGCUGGAAGAUGGGAGUCAAUCAGUUGAAGGUGUCAACCAAGGACAUGCAAAUCAACAAGACUGACCAUGUCAAUGAUGAGACCAUCACCUGCCUGAUAUCUAACCCACUCGGUGAACAAGUUAGUGCACCCAUUAACAAUCCCUUCUAUGUGGCCCCAACCAAUAAUACUCCGGGGAUAGUGGUUCCUAUUCUGCUGGUCUUGUGUGUGGUUGUAGUUGUAGUUGUGGUUCUGGUUUUGUGGAAACGGAAGUUGGGUCCUUUCAAAAAUCGAGACGCCACCAAAACGGUCUCAACGACUCUGUCUCCUCUGGGGGGCGUUUCCGGUACGCCAUCCGAGGAACAUGGACUGACAGAGAAAGGCGUCAACGAAACUGCCUGAAGCUCCAGCAACAUGUCAAUUUGAAUGCACUUAUUGUAAGGCGCUUUGGAUAAAAGUGUCAACUGAAUUGAAUGUAAUGUACUUUUUAUUGCGUGCGCUUUUGCUCUUCAGAAAGUGUGUUUACUUUAUUGACAAACCAAUGAUGUUGGUUGGACAAGAGCAUAACGGUAUUAUCAUUGGCUGUCAUGUGAAAUACCUUUCAGCUUGAUGCUAAUGUUAGCAUUUCUGUAUGCAUAAAAAAAUACAGAUGAGAUCCUACAUGAACUAAACAAUACACUGUAUAUAUGUGUGUGUGUAUGUAUAUAUAUGUAUGUGUGUGUAUAUAUGUGGUAUAUUGGAUCGAGCACUCGGUGCUCGAUUGUAUUUGACUGUCACCACUACAGAGUUCGGUGAUAGUUUGUUCAUGCCUGGCAGUUGUGUGUGAUUAACCGGCGAGUAAAAGAUCUAACUUGUGCUGCA
This is a messenger RNA of Pseudoliparis swirei, 1438 nucleotides long. RefSeq lists its product as uncharacterized. The record is from RefSeq and is a predicted model, not a curated record. Lineage: Eukaryota; Metazoa; Chordata; Actinopteri; Perciformes; Liparidae. Bases 128 to 979 code for a protein of 283 amino acids. The transcript has a single exon.